CAGAAAAAGGGGGGGCUUCUCUGUCUACAGUCCCAACCAGGCAUAGGGCAGAGACCCCCCCGGCUACCCAAACUUGGUCUCUUCAGGUUCAUCCACUGCAAAACUUUGACUCUGGAAGGGAGUUUCCACACGUUUAAUGUUGGAUUGGUUGUCAUACAGUUGGAUUAAACUAUUCUUUGGAGUGAAAAAAUCCACAUUGUCUCUUUUCAUGGACAUUAAUCUGGAUUAAGACUUUACUGCUGGACAGGAAACUUCAGGAGUAUGACUGAAGGCCAUGAAGUUCGGUCGUCAGUGACCACCACCAUGGUCAUCGACAGUAAAAACGGAGAAGCUGGUACACCUUCCGGACGGAUGUCAAAGAAAACCUUUACAGAUGACCUCCACUCCACUUUCAGCUCCCCGCUGGCCUGGAUCUUGGUUUUAGCACUGCUCAUCACUUGGACAUGUGUCUUUGUCAUUAUGUUUGAUCUCAUGGACUAUAAAACUAUUUCAGAUCAUCCACCUUCUGGCAUCAGGAAAGUUUGGAAGGAUCCGGGGCGUCGAGGAGGCAUCAAUAAAAUCAGCUCUGACCCCAUGAAGGUGGUGAAUGAUGCUGUGGAGGAAUCAUCAAACGUUUUCACUGCGAUCAUAAACUUUGGGGCCAGCCUGAUCGCUCCCGAAGAAGAAGGAACUAUAUAUGCAGUUCGGAAAAAAGACACAAGUUGGUUGGAGGAGGAAGAAGAGUUGAAGAGUUGGAAAGGAAAAGGAGAAUUUCUGCCACCAAGAAGUAAAGUUUUAGAAAUGCAAAUUCAGAAGGAAGUGACAGAUGUGGAAGAGGAGGAGGAGGAAGAAGAGGAUGAGGAGGAGUUAGUAAAAGAGGAGGGUGAGGAAGACGAUGAUGAUGAGUAUGAAGAAUAUGAUGAAGAGGAGUUUGCUGAAGAAUAUGAAGAUUAUUAUGGUGAAGAUGCAGAAGCAGAAGAAGAGGAGGAGGAGGAAGGCGAGGAGGAUGAAGAAGAAGAGGAGUGGGAAGGAGAGGAAGAAGAAUUAGAGGAGGAAGAAGUAGAUGAGGAUGAAGAUGGAGCUGAAGACGAAGGGGAAGAAGUAGUAGAUGAGGAUGAAGAAGGAAUUGAAGAGGAGGAGGAAGGGGAGGAAGAAAAAGUAGUAGAUGGAGAUGAAGAAGAGGAGGAAGAAGGGGAGGUGGAGGAAGUAGGAGAAGAGGAUGAAGAAGGAGCUGAAGAAGAGGAAGAAGGGGAGGCAGAAGAAGUAGUAGAAGAGGAUGAGGAAGGAACUGAAGAGGAGGAGGAAGGGGAGGAAGAAGAAGUAGUAGAUGGAGAUGAAGGAGAUGAAGAAGAGGAAGAAGAAGGGGAGGUGGAGGAAGAUGGAGAAGAGGAUGAAGAAGGAGCUGAAGAAGAGGAAGAAGGAGAGGUGGAAGAAGGAGAAAACAUGGAAACUGAGGAGGAUGGGGAUGAAGAGGAGGAGCAAGGUGGAGUCAGCGAGGAAGAUAUUGUGGAAGAGGGGGAGGAAGAGGAGUUAGAGAAAAUGGAAGAGGAAGAUAAAGAAGCGAAGGAAGACAAAGAUGAAAAAUUGCAAGAAGACAUCACAGAGGAUGAAGAUGACAAGGAUAUAGAAGAGGACAAAGCAGUUGAACCGCCUGCUGAUGAAGACAUGGGUGAGGUGGAAGCAGAGGAAGCAGAUGAAGAUGACGAGGCACCUGCAACUGCAGAUCAAGUAGAAGACAAAGAUGAGGCGGAACCUGAACCAAAGCCUGAGGAUAAAGACGAGGAUGAUUUAGAAGAGGAAGCAGCUGAUGAAGACGAGAACAAAGAUGAAAAAAUGUCUGAGGCAGAGGAGGAAGAUGAGGCUGUAGCCACAGAUGAGCCAGUUGAAGAAGAAGAAGAAGAGUCCUCUGAGGAAGUUUCCCCUGAACCUGUUUUCACGUCAGAGGAUGAAGAGUUUGCUCUGUCCAUGGAUUCUGAAGCUGAGGCACUUGAUGAUCUGAAAGAGAGUGAUGAAGACCUAACUCUGUCUGAUGAAGGAGAUACAACUGGUGAUGAAGAAGUUUUCGACUCUUCAGAUGUCAGUGAAUCGUUACUUCUUUCAAGUGAUGAAGAGGAAGGAAAAGAUGAGAGUUCAGAUGAGGAUGUUCCAACAUCUGACAGUGAUGAUUUACCUGCAGACACUGACGAUGACUUGAGUCUUGAUCUUCCUCCUCUUGUGAUCGAUAGCGAGGAUGAAGAAGAGGAUGAUCUUAAACCUCUUGGUGAGGAAGAUCUUCCUCCUUUACCUCCAAUCAAAAAUGAUGAUGAAAGAGAUGAAGAAGAUCUGAAAUUCACAGACGAUGAUUUGGACCAAUCCGAGGAAGAUGACUCCAUCGCAACCUCUGAGCAUUUUGCUGAUGAUGAAGAAGAAGAGGAAGACAUUGAGGAUGAAGAUUUUGACGAAGACGUCCUUGUAACAGUAGACGAAAAGAACAAGGAUGAACCUGAGGAUGACGACGACCACGAUGAGGAGGAAUCCAUCAUCCCCUUGUCGUCAGCUUCAGAUAGUGGAGUUUUAGGUGAUGAAGAUGAGAAAGAUGACAUCUCCAUAAAGCUUGAUGAAGGCUUCAGUGGGGACUUAUCAACAAGUGAUGACUAUGAAUCACAGGACGAAAAUGAGGAGGAAGAGGAGGACGAAGAGUUCAAAGAAUCUUACAGUGAUGAGGAGGAACUAAGUGAAGAUGAAGAAGAGGAUGAUAACAUCUUGUUGGCAGCUGCGGCUGCAGCAGCCCUCCCUCACCAGGAGGAGGCACCAAAGACCGAUGAAGCUGAGGGUGGAGAGGAGCUCACACAGGAUGAGGAUGAAGACGAGCUGGUGGAGGCAGAAACAGAUUCCAGCCAGCUGGAUGAGGAAGAUGAGGAGGAAGAAGUUGGAGAAACCAAGGCAGAUUCCAAAGUGCAUGAACAGGAGGAUAAGGAAGAGGAAGAUGACGAAGACAACGAAGAAGAAAGAGCAACAGUGAAUGUGAUGAAACCUUUGCCUGAGGUGGAAGACGAAGCAGCGGAACCUGAACCUGGAGAGUGUCCCUGUUUGCACUCCGCAAAGAGCAAAGAACCUCCUAGCGGAAAAAGCAAAGGUGCUCCCAGGAGGGUUUCCGCUUUGAGAAGGAGAAAAGGUCUGGAGUCUGUGAGCCCUGUUGAAAAACUCCAAAAACAAGGUCUUCCCAGAAUUGCAGAUCUGGACUCGAAACCUAAGCGGGUCAGACUUGCACCUCUUCUCAAAGCCAAAUUAAAACAGAAGAGCAAGGCUGCAAAGAAAGAAAAAGAGACCAAAAAGCAGGAACACCUCACUGAAUCUGCACCUGAAGUUGGUCCAUGCAGACCUGCACCAGUUUACUGCCCCUCCCCUGCAGGCUGGUAUGUUCAUCACAUAGUAACAGAUAAUCCAUACCCUCCUCCGACGGUGUCAGCUCCAUCUGCUCCGGUUGUGACGGUCCAUCCUGGAGGUCCACCACACCCACCGGUUUAUCACCAACAAUCUCCUCCGCCCCUGAUGCAGCCUCUGUAUGCUCCAUAUCAACCAUAUCCACCUCUGUAUCAGCCGGUGGCACCGCCUCCACAAGAGGUGGUGGAUCCGGUUCAGCCAAUCCAGCCCGAGGAGCCGGAGGCUCCAGAACACAAGGAAGCAGUCCAACCGGAGGUCCAGACUACAGCUCCUGCUCCACCUGAUGUUCCAGCUGCACCUCCAGCUCCACCUCAAGAACCAGAGACUGUUGUGGAAGAAGAUAAAUCAGCCCCUACCAAGAAAGCUACAAAGAAAAAAGUCAAGGCCGCUGAUUCAGUGAAAGAGCUGACUGCUAAAAAGGAAAAACCAAAAAGUAAAGCAGUGACUAAAAAAGGGCCUGCAGCUGCAACACAGAAACGGAAAUCAACAUCUGCAAAGACAGCAGCUGUCAAGCGCAAAGUCAAAGCAUCUGCAGAGAAGAAAGAUCCCGAUCCAAAAGUACGUCCCCUGCGGUACAGAUACAAAAGACUUCAAGAUGAAAAGAGGGCGAAUGUGACGUCUAGCAUCAGAAAAGAAUCACCUGUCAGGUCAUCUAAAUCAGGGAAGCCAAGGCUAAGAUUGCAGCCACAAAAGAAAACUGCAAAGGCUGAAAGGAAACCUGUCAAACAAGCUGAAGACAAAGAGAAGCAUCCACCGCAAAUAAUGAAUGGAAAAAGACCUUCUUCCUAUCCAGUUUCUGAGGUUUACCCAAAAGAAGACGUCAAGGCUGAAGACAAUGUUACAGAAAAGAAGAAAUCAGGCCAGAAAUUCUUUCAGUGCAUCUACGUUCCGGGUAAAAGUGUCCAGUAUCCUCUCCGACCCUUCACGCCUGCCAUGUCGCCCGCCAUGCUUUCCCCUGCCAUCAGGUCCAUGCUGGAGCAGCAGAGAGCAGCUCGGGCAGCGGGACAGUAGGGGGGAACCUGAAUCCUCAUGGCAGAACAGUCUGAAGGGAAAAGAGUGAACAGCUUCUGGUCUUUAUUUAUUGAUGUAAUUAAUUAGCGGUUGAGCUCUGGGGGUUUCUGUUACUCCUGGUUUUUGUCUUACAUGUUUACCACUUUGUGAACACUCCUUUUAUUCUAAAGGUAUUUGUAAUGUAUAUAUUGUGAUUUAUGUAGGGUUAGAAGUUCUCCUUUAUCCAGAUGAGCAACGAGACGCUGUGGUUCACACAUCAGUCUCCCUGUUGUUUAAACUGACACCCGCUAUUACUCACCGUGACCUGCUUGUCAGUUAAAGCUGUAAACUCUCCAUCAUCUUUUAGAGAAAGUUCAAUGAAAUGAUGCGACAAGAGUAGAGGCAUAACAACAUCGCAAACGUGCAUUUCAUUACACACCUAAAAGGUGGAUUUAUUCUAGAAAAAUGAGACUGAGAGUUUCAGGGCUAAUCAAACUGGUUUUUGAAUGUACUCAGAUUACUUUUGUUUAUUGGGUUUACAAACCCUAGAAGAACCGCACAAUACAACUCUGAUGCGACCAACUCCGUUUUGGGAUGUUUUUGGGCACCUGUCGCUUCUGCUCAUCACCAGCUUAGUAAUCAAAUGCUCACAUUUUCAUUGACAUCCUGAUUUAGUAAUACAAUUGCCUCACUGGUGCUAGAUGACUUGUACAGCAUGUGUGGGCCUGUUGGGUUUUAUCCUUCUCUAUGUUUCCAUUUGGAUGAGCCACAAUAAUUGUGUUCUCUUUGACCUUACUUUUGAAUUGCUUGGCCAGAUGCAUGAAGUUCUGUUGAUUUAUGAGGAUUGCCAUUUCAAGAUUUACUGAACUUUACACAGUGGAAACACCAAUUUGUGUAAUUUUGCUAUUAUCUGAUCUUUGAACAGUCAUUUGUAAACUUGAACCACAGAAAUGAGGAGCGGCUGUUCUUUUGAAGGUUUGAGAACAAUUUUAAGCGGAAAAAUCUUUUCAAUCAUCAGAAAUGUUAACACCAUGAGAAUGCAUGACUGCUGCUAGAUGAAGGAGCUGAAAUGUAUCAUCAUUUCUGAGUGAUAACUGCUUUUUUUUCUUAUUUUGGAUUCAUUUUGAUGGCUUGUAUAGAUGUAAGUUCUUGAAAAAGACAAUAUUGUUGCAGAUAUUUGUCAGAUUAUUUCAUGAUUACGAUGCUUGAUCUCUGAAUCAUUUAUUCUGAGGCUUUUUUUAAUUUUAGCAAGUCCAAAUGGUGUCAGAGUGCAUUACAGUUGUGUUAGGACAAGUUACAUGGCAACCUGCAGAGUUAAGGAACAUGUUUGGGGAAAGACAGCCGAUAUCAGGGUCACAGGUUCAAUAUCCUGUGAAUCUAGAGUUUCUCCCUUGUUAGCGGAUCUAAGACUGACCAACGGUGAAAUGGAAGGAAAGCUCAAGUCUUUAAGGCCAUGUCAAACAGCCACUACGUACAUUUUGUGCAUUUUCCAUGUGUGAAGUCUUUCGUGAUACAUGCAUGAUAAACGUAAUUCAUAACAGUUUUUUGUGCUCGUCAUUCACUGAUCUUAACGUGAAUCCGGUUUUGAGCUGUUCAAGAUUUUUAGUCAAUAGAGAAUUACACAGUUUGACGUAGUUUAUAAGCAAUUAUUAUGUAAACCUUGCACAAUUUUGCUUGAUUUUUGCAAGAUGCAUGCAAAAAUUUGUGACGGUUCCUUGUAUGUCCAUCUAACUUUUCAAGCAUGUACCACCAAUGUAUGACUUUUAUAUGACGCAUACGGCGCAUAGGUCACAUUGAAAUUACUUUUGCUAUGGUCCGGUUGAAUACUGGAUUCUGAUAGGCUGCUGGGUGUGGAUUAAAAUGUGAUAAACCACAGUGAUAAUGCACACCUAAAAAAUAAUUUCUAAAUCAAAAUGUUCUAUAUCACUGCGCUGGCUGCUUUAAAACAAACUUUUGCUUCAUCAUCUGGACAAAAACAAGCGGGACUGAACUGAUGCUUUAUUUGUGCCGAUCAGCAUAUAUAUCGCUUUCUUUGCCUCUACAGUCAAGGUUGGUGCCACACCACAAACAAAAUAGUCUGCUUUAUGUGAAAAAAAGCUAUCUAAACCGAAAGAAUAUCAAGAAUAAAGAACUAAAAACUGAUUGUAUAUUUAUUUAUUUAUGAGUGAACAUGGUAUAAGCAGGAUAAUGGCUGCACUUCGAUUCAGGCUUCAUUGGCGUGCAUUAUUUCUGAUUCUGCACGUCGUCUGCCAUUAUUCCUUACGUAAUUGACGCACGAAUCACUAAUGAGUUGCUUAUAAGCUGCGCAAUAAUCACACAAGGUUUUUUUUCUACGUUGAUUUACGUGUUCUUUGCAUGUUUUUUGGUACUUCUUCCGUAGCUCAAACGUGGUUCAUUCGCUAUAAAUCUGUGAAAAUUUCACGUAAAGACAACUACUUCUCACUUUUUCAAGGUUUAUGUGCGUAUGACCAAUUUUCAUCCGUGCAACAUGUGCAAAAUGUACGCAGUGUGACAUGGCCUUUACUUUGGGGAGCUUCUGCUACAAAAGCCAGUGGAUAUUAAAGUUUGUGAAUGUAAUGAAAAGUGUUUUUGAAAAAAGUUGAAUAUGUACUUUACUCAUGUUAAUUCAGAGCAUGAAAACAAUUUUUUAAACUUUUGAUAGCCUUAGUAAGUUUGAAAUACCUGGUUGAUGAGCAUAAGGAAAAAGAAUCACUUUAUAAGUUUUAUAAGGAUGUCAUACAUUAAAAAAAAAUUUCCCCUGACUGAAUUGUUUUUCUGUCAGUCAGAAAUGUGUCAGUUCUUUUUAAUCAAUGUAAUCAAGACUUUGACGAGGAAUUUGUUUUCGCUGAAAAUGCGUUUAACAGAAACGAUGUGAAAAUGUUCAAUUUUAUGAGGAAAUAUUUUAAUUUGUAAAUAACUUUUUUGUUUUGUGCAUGAAAAUGUGAUUGAAACUUUAGUUGGUUUUCAGCGGCUGACUUUAACUUUGAUUCCACAGUCAGAUUUAGAAUGUCACUGGAAACUAUUGGUCAGAUUCUGUCGAGGUCAGGGUCAGUCGCCUGUCACAUGUUACAGUAAAAUGAGUUAUACAUCACAGAUUUGUCUGAUAAAUCACUUGAUGAGUCAAUCUUUGGGACUGAGUUUUAUUCUGAAACAGAAAUGACGUGAAAAGUGACUAAUCAGACUGAUAAAAGUGUCACUUUAUGAAAGACAAGAUGGUAAAAUAUGUAAAGUCUGUUCUCAUGAAGGCUUUGGGUUGAAUAAAUAUGUGCGGAAACA
Molecule: messenger RNA, 7668 nt
Organism: Oryzias latipes (Japanese medaka)
Lineage: Eukaryota; Metazoa; Chordata; Actinopteri; Beloniformes; Adrianichthyidae
Source: RefSeq, a predicted model, not a curated record